This is a messenger RNA of Lodderomyces margitis, 1473 nucleotides long. It is a transcript of the gene QDR1, whose product is annotated as multidrug transporter. The record is from RefSeq and is a predicted model, not a curated record. Gene Ontology annotation, biological process: transmembrane transport. The coding region runs from base 1 to 1473 and encodes 490 amino acids. NCBI's taxonomy places the organism in Eukaryota, Fungi, Ascomycota, Pichiomycetes, Serinales, Debaryomycetaceae. The transcript has a single exon. Gene Ontology annotation, molecular function: transmembrane transporter activity.
AUGGACGAUCUGGAGAAAGUGAAAAUAGAUGAUCCAGGAUUGGAUGUGCCCCAUGCAGUUGAACUGAAACUGGCCUAUCCUUAUACCAUUUUCCACAAGUUUGAAAAAGUCCAACUAGUUAUCAUUUUAAGUUUGGUUGGAUUUUGGAGCACAGUUAGUUCACCAAUUUAUUUUCCGGCAUUACCUACUUUAACUGAGUAUUUCCACACAACUGAGGAUAUUAUCAACAUUUCCGUUGUAUGUUAUCUCUUGUUUCAAGGAAUCACACCGACUGUGUCUUCGAAUCUCGCUGAUACGUUUGGAAGACGACCAGUGAUAUUGGCAAGCAUUUUAGUGUUCAUCGCUGCGUGUAUCGCUCUUUCGCAGACAAAUGUCUAUUGGUUAUUAGCUGUGCUAAGAUGCAUACAAGCUGCUGGUAUUGCCCCUGUUAUUGCUAUAAGUUCAGGAAUUUCGGGUGAUGUAUGCACUCCAGAAAAUCGUGGUGGUUUGGUCGGUACUAUCUCUGGAUUGCAGUUAUUGGGAAACGGACUAGGUGGUUUAAUUGGUGCCGCAUUAAUAAGUGGAUUUCAUACUUGGAGAUCAAUCUUUGUGUUCUUAGCCAUUGGUGGAGGCGUGACUUUUGUUUUGGCCUUUUUCAUUCUUGCUGAGACAUCGAGAAGAAUUGUUGGAAAUGGAACCGUCAUGCCUAAAAACCUUAUGUAUAAAUCAGCCACCAUCUACUUGCCUUCAUUCCAAAAGAAAAUGACUAAUGAUUAUGUUACUAUUGUCGGCAAAAAGCCAUUUGAUAUUUUGGGCCCAUUUAAAAUCUUUAUUCAAAAAGAAAUAUUUCUCAUACUAUUACCUUCGGGUUUACAUUUUGCAGCCUGGACAAUGGUGUUGACCUCAUUGUCGACAGAGCUAGAGUCGUCAAAGUACAAUUAUAGCGUGUUGCAUGUGGGGCUUAUAUAUCUACCUCAGGGGAUUGCUUGUCUUGUUGGAUCCAUGUCAGUUGGCAGAUUUAUGAAUUGGUACUACAGAAGAUGCAGAGUUGCUUAUGAUAAACAAGUGGAGGAUAUCCCAUUGGAUCAAAGACCCCCUUUCAAUCAAGUUGCAACUAGACUAACUUUAUGUGUUGCUCCUGCCACAUUAAUGAUUAUUGGGUUGAUAAUAUUUGGAUGGUGUAUUCAGUACAACCAACAUAUCAUUUCAAUCAUUAUAUCAACCAUAUUAAUUGCAUUUGCAUCAGCGGUGUUUAUUUCAAUUUGCACUACAUUACUAGUUGAUUUACACCCAGCCCAAGGCAGUGCUUCAACCAGUUGUUUAAAUUUAAUGAGGUGUUGGUUAGCUGCUUUGGGCGUAGGGGUGUUGGACAAAAUGAUUGCUGCUAUGGGCUUGGGGGGUACUUAUACUUUAGUGGCUGGAUUUUGCCUCUUGUUUGAUUUGUGUUUGAUAUAUGUUCUUCACUCAGCUAAUAAAAGAAUCAAACACCAUUAA